CUUUAACGUGCAAAAGGCGUGUCACAUUCCUGUUAUUCUUAGUUAGCCUCCUCUCUUAAAUCUGCUUCUAGUUGGGGCAAGUGGAGCUUGGCGGUAAAUACUAGAAGUUUCUUUGAUUAUAACUUGUCAAAGCACAGGCUUGAAGCGAAAGCUCAUCAAGUUUUUUUGAUUAAAAAUUUUCCUUCACUAAAGCAACUUGGCUUUUCCUCAGUGAGGGAUAGGAAAAAAAACUAUUACACUUUAUAACUUGAGCACGCUAGUCAUCGGAUUUUUCAACAAUUAAAAAAUGACAAAAAACAGUCGAAAACUGCUUUUUGAGAAGUUUCUCUUGUUUGCGCUCAUAAUAUGCGCAGUCGUGAAUGCCAACUCCAUGUCUGGCUCAGUCAGCUGGCGCCCAACAGGAAAGAGGUCAUUGAACCCCUUUGGUCACGUGAUCACAAGUGGGAGUUCCAGAGUGAUGGAGGAGAGCAGUGAAAUUGAGCCACAAUUGACAAGUGGUUUUCGGAUUGUGCCACCAAUGAAGUUGAAUUUCGAACUGCAGAAUUCUGGACCGGAAAAGACAUCUGAGCUAUUUCUGACGAAGUGGCGGCAACUUCUGGGUCAAUUUUUGCUGCAUAUAGAGCAGAGGUCAUCAACUGUAGACGUCCCGCCUACAGAUGUCAGAAACUGGUGAAAACUACACCGAAUACUCAAUGAGUGAACAGUACUGGUGGAAGAGAGACUAUCCAGUGAACUCAAGACAACAAAAAACGCGCUAUCAGUGACGCGCUAUCUACACACGACAGGAAGGAAGUCAAAAAAUAAUCGAAAUAUGAUCUGUUUUAUUGUUUUGUUUAAACAAAACGUGCUAUUAUGUUAAAAUGAUUUUUGCCUUGAACAAGAGAGCUCAUGAAAUUUGACCUUAAAGAGAUAAAAAAGCCGAAAUGAA
This is a messenger RNA of Symsagittifera roscoffensis, 928 nucleotides long. RefSeq lists its product as uncharacterized. NCBI's taxonomy places the organism in Eukaryota, Metazoa, Xenacoelomorpha, Acoela, Convolutidae. The record is from RefSeq and is a predicted model, not a curated record. The transcript has 3 exons. Bases 287 to 673 code for a protein of 128 amino acids.